This is a messenger RNA of Brugia malayi, 1518 nucleotides long. It is a transcript of the gene Bma-ile-1, whose product is annotated as Legume-like lectin family protein. Gene Ontology annotation, cellular component: endoplasmic reticulum-Golgi intermediate compartment; endoplasmic reticulum membrane; Golgi membrane. NCBI's taxonomy places the organism in Eukaryota, Metazoa, Nematoda, Chromadorea, Rhabditida, Onchocercidae. The transcript is spliced from 10 exons. Gene Ontology annotation, biological process: Golgi organization; endoplasmic reticulum to Golgi vesicle-mediated transport; endoplasmic reticulum organization. Bases 1 to 1518 code for a protein of 505 amino acids. Gene Ontology annotation, molecular function: D-mannose binding. The record is from RefSeq and is a predicted model, not a curated record.
AUGUGUACCCUCGUAUUAUUUUUAUCAUUAAUAACAAUAAAUAGGUUAUCAUUACUAACACAAGCUGUAAAUGGACCAGUACAAAGACGUUUUGAAUACAAACAUAGCUUUCGUGCACCUGAUUUAUGUUUACGUGAUGGUAGUAUACCAUUCUGGUCUAUAACUGGUGAUGCAGUAGCAUCCAGUGAACAACUUCGAUUAGCACCAUCGAUGAGGAGUCGGAAAGGACUUGCAUGGAACAAACGAGUAAUGGCUGAGUCAAGUCAUUUUGAAGUUCAAGUGGCUUUUCGAGUAACUGGACAAGGUCGUAUUGGUGCUGAUGGUAUUGCUAUCUGGUAUACUGCUCAGCAACCUACUCUUGGUCCUGUAUUUGGAGCAAAUGAUUACUGGAUAGGAAUGGGGCUUUUCUUGGAUUCAUUUGAUAAUGAUGCUCAGAAAAAUAAUCCAUUCGUGGCGUUAAUGAUUAACGAUGGUACCAGGCAGUAUGACCAUCAGACAGAUGGGUCGCAGCAAAUGCUUUCAGGUUGUCAAAAAGAUUUUCGUAACAAACCAUAUCCGGUACAUUUGAAAAUUGAAUAUCUUAAUAAUGUUCUUACUGUAUCAUUAUCCGAUGGUCUACAGGCUACACCCCGCUACGAAUUAUGUAUUCGCUCUGAAAAUAUAUUUUUACCGAAGAACGGGUUUUUCGGUAUUUCCGCUGCUACGGGUGGUUUAGCAGAUGAUCAUGAUAUUGUUGAGUAUAGUGUCUUUUCAUUAUAUACCGAUAGAGCACCAGCCGCUUCAGCUCUUCCGCAAGAAGAAAAACAGAAAUAUGAUGCCGAAUUUGAAAAACAGAUGAAGGAAUAUGAAAAAGAACGACAAAAAUAUAAGGAAGAGCAUCCAGAAAAAGCAAAACCGGAUACACUGGAUGAGGAGAUUGCUGAAAUAUACGAAGAUGCAUCGCAAAGAGAAAUGAGGAUGAUUCUUGAAAUGCAAACAAAUAUCCAUCAAAUUCUUCAACAUUUGGAAGGUCGAUUACAAGAUAUUAGUCAACAACAAAAUGUGCAAUCUUCAAUGAUACAACAGUGUGCAGGUAGAGCUGGUGGAGCUGCACUUGGUGGAUCAGGUCAAAUGGCUAUCGAUACUGGAAGUUUUCAGUUACAUGAAAAGAAUGAGGCUUUACAGUCACUACGAGAUUUAACAUCUAAUGUACGUGAUAUGAAGACCUAUGUAAAUGAAAUCUUCACUCGUACUUAUAAUCUCGAGCAAAAAAUGGGUACUGGAAGUGCAGUAGGAUCUCCAUCUGGCACCACAUCAGAUCCGGCUUUACGACCUCUUAUUGAAGCAAUACAAAAUGAUGUGCGACAAAUUAGAACGACGCAACUUGGAACGCCAAAGGCACAAGUUGUUGGUGACAGUUGUACGAAUAUAUCCUGUUUGUCGUCUUCAUUUUUCAUGACUAUUAUUUUAGUGCAGAGUGCUGUUAUUGUGCUCGUCCUAUGGAUAAGAGGCAAGCCGGAGAAAGCGAAAUUUUAUUGA